Molecule: messenger RNA, 1693 nt
Organism: Planococcus citri (citrus mealybug)
Lineage: Eukaryota; Metazoa; Arthropoda; Insecta; Hemiptera; Pseudococcidae
Product: regulation of nuclear pre-mRNA domain-containing protein 1B
Exons: 6
Coding region: 170-1210 (346 amino acids)
Biological process (GO): mRNA 3'-end processing
Molecular function (GO): RNA polymerase II complex binding
Source: RefSeq, a predicted model, not a curated record
CUAUUGUUAUCUUCUUGCAUCAAAUUUUUAUUCUUGGUUCUUUCUCGCAAAAGGGUUCUUGAUUUUUGAUAAUUAAUUGUGAAAUGAAUUUGGUUUAGAGUGUUCGUGGUGGUUAAUUUACGUAUCGCAUGCUGAAUUAUUGAACCAUCUUUGAAGAAGUGCUUCAUUCAUGGCUGGAUUUACAGAAUCUUCAUUAUCAAAAAAAUUGGAAGAUUUGAAUGCCUCUCAGCAAAGCAUUGAAACUCUGUCAUUAUGGUUAAUUCAUCACCGAAAACAUUACAGUACUAUUGUGAAAACGUGGAUGAGAGAAUUGAUCGGCGCCGAAGAAAGCCGACAGCUGACUUUGAUGUAUCUAGCGAAUGAUGUUAUCCAGAAUAGCAAAAAGAAAGGACCAGAAUAUGGAAAACAAUUCGGCACCGUUUUGAAAAAAGCUUUCGAAAUAAUGGGCGGAGAUUCUUGCAGCGAAAAAACUCGCAAAAGUUUGACUCGUCUUUUAAAUAUAUGGGAAGAAAGAGGAGUGUAUUCGAAAGAAUUGAUAGACGAAUUUAAAAAUGCACUAGGUGUUGGCAAAAGGAAAAGCAAAAGUCGAGAUACUUCACCGCCGAAGAAGAAGGUAAAAGUUAAAGAAACUAAACCCAAACCAGUCAACAUUGAAAAAGAACCGCAACAACAAACGUAUAUUAAAGAGGAUAAAGAUGGUUCGAAAGAGUUACAUGUCACUUUAUCUCCUGCUACGGAUGUAAUUGAUCCACCAGAGCCGGAGGAACUGAUCAAAGCGUUAAUGGAUCUUGAAAAUUCUGCUUCAAGUGAUGCUACAGUUCGAGAAAAAAUUGCCAAUUUGCCCCCGGAAGUUUCCGAAAUAAAUUUACUGUCCAGAUUGGAAGAUAGAAGAAUGGCCGAAACGUUAUUACGGCAAGUGAACGAGGCUAUUACGUUACUGUCGGAUUAUAAUUCAAGGCUUGUAAACGAGAUGAGUGAACGAAAAAAGGUAGCUAGUUUGCUGAGAGAUUUCAUUCAAUCCCAAAGGGGUUUAUUAAUACAAGCCGAGAACAGAUUACAGGAAUGUAAAGAGAAGUUCAAGAAAAUAUAUCAAGUACGAAACGAAGUUAAAAAUAGACUGCAGAAUUUACCUGAUUUACAACAGUUGCCCAACGUUACUGGAGGAUUAGCACCUUUACCAUCUGUUGGAGAUUUAUUCAACGUUUCUUAAAAUGUGGGUGCUUAUAUUCACACGUAUCGUACCACCUCCCUUCUAUUGUCUGUUGUAGUAUUAAUCGCCGAUUCACGUGAAGAACAAUCUUCUGGAAAACUGUUGUAAAUUCGCGGUGUAAUAUUGUUUUUUUCUAUUCCUGUUUACUUCGCUUCUUAUCUAUCUGUUCUUUGAAUAAUCGUGUUUAUUCUAUUUAAGAAUACUUUUCAAACUGCACACCUUCUAUAGUACUGCAGGCAGCGCUAGGAACUUGUAAAUUUUUCGUAGUAUUAAAAUCUCAUUUGCGGAUGAAUGAGUGUAUUUUUUCAAGAGGUUUAAAAUGCAAGAUUCGCUUAAUUUAAGAACUGCUUGAGUACAUUUCAUUCUGAAUGAAAUUAUUUUAUAGAGGCUUUUGCGUUAAAUUAUUUUUAACUAUUGAAGUUUAUAUCAUGACCAUGUACUAUAUAGUUGAUGAUAAUAAUAAUAAUUUAUAAUAUGAAAUAA